CAGCAGUUCAGGGCAUGGACGGCAACGCCAGCCGGCCGUCGGCUGCCCUGGGCAUUUUACCACUUUAGCAGGCCCCCAUCCAUUGGCAUUUACACCCGCGCAAGCCCAUCCGCCUCGUAUCGUCUUGCUCGCCCGACGCCCUGACCUGAAAUAGUGUCAACCCAGUCACUUACAAGAACCGCCUGCAACAGGACCAUGCUCAAGCCUCUACAAAACCCAAGGCCCUCCUUUAUUCUUUUCCAAUUCGCACGCAGCACUUUCUGCUAGUCUAGGGCAAGCCCUCUCUUAAUCCCCCGGCUUGUCCGCGCGCCUUGCUUCAGUCGCCAGUGAGCUGAUUCAAGCGACCAGCACAUCCUUCCGCUGCCCCCUCUCGCCUCUCUUUCUACUCGACACUCUUCACUCUACAUCAGAUCUACCAUGGCCACUACCGAUGCCGCCAUGGCCGAAGCGCCACCUCACCGCCCUGACCGCCGCCUCAACGGCUCUCCCGCGCCGACCCAGUCCAAGCGGGACAAGCGCCGGAACAUGCUGACUGAGCGGCUCGCCGUCCUCUCAGAGAAGUUUGGCAAGGACCGCGAUCAGGCGUUCCGCGAGCAGCUACAGAAGAUCCAAAUUGACACCAAUCUAGUCAUGAGAAUGGACCCCUACGUCGAUCGGCCCAUGGACGGCUUCGAAGAAGACGAGAGGCGGCUCCAGCAGCUGAAUGGCGACUCGGAGAAUGGCUCGGGGCCGCGAACUCUUCUCGAGAUGGCCGGCCCGCACUUUUCACAGUGGAUGGAAAAGGUCCAAGAUCUUGUUGAGCAGCGUGAUUACGCACUUACAAAGUAUAAGUUUGACUAUGAGAAGAAGACGUCCGAAUACCUCGCUACGCAUGCAUACAAGGUCGAGACGGCGAACCGCGAAUACCGAUCUCUGUCCCAGACGUUGCGCGAUCGCCUGAUCAAUGCCAUCACGACUAAAAAAUUCAGGCUGAACAAGGAGAAGGAGGCGCUCGAGAUAGAGUCUCCGGCCUUGCUGCUGCAUCCCAACCAGUUCAGCGUGGCAAACCCCGCCAGCCCCGGAGGCACACAUAGCAAGAGAGCGACACGCUUACGACGAGAGGUGGAGGAGAUUCCCUCGAUUGACGGCAAGAAACGGAAGCGCGGCCACAACGACGACGACGGAUCGCCGGCCCCGCAACGCCGCGCCCUUGACCCAUCGACGACCACACCUCUCUGGCAAAAUGAUCGUUUGGCCAUGCGCAAGGUCGAGGGCCCAGUAUACAGCAUCGACAAACUCUUCACAGACAAGGAGCUGUCCAUGACCUACAAUACGGCUGCCGUGGCUGCGCACAAGCAUAUGCUGACACACAAGCCCAAGUUCGACGAGCAUGGCGUGCCUCUCGCCUUCUCCGAGGGCAGCGGCUCUGACGUUGGCGAACAUUGGGACGACGAUGUCCCGUAUUACGCCCCGGCGAUGGAGCGGAACGUCUCGCACGCGACACGCAGUGGCCGCGCAGGGGCAAACAAUCCUAACUUUACCGACGACAAGCUUAUGGGGCUGGAGGCGCUCGCAAACUUUGACUUCCCAGGCAAUUUUGAGCGCAUGCUGGGGGCCGACCCCAAGCUCCCACCGACAUUCCCGUCCACAUACGUCAAGGGGCAUGCCAAGGGCACAGAGUUCAACGGUCCCUCGGCGCUCAACGUGGACGACGUCAAUGGCGACUGGAAGGUUAUGCAGGCGUUGCGCCACUACGACCAGAUCCAUGGGGUCGGUUCGAAUUUUGCGGCAGAGAAUGGGAGCCGAAAGUUGUUAGAGGCAGCGUCCAUGCCGGUGCGCGACCAGCGGUUCGUGUCGUAUCUACAAGGGGAACGGCCAGCCGAGAACGAAGUCCGAAAGCGGCUCGGCCUUCCAGCGGUACCGGAGCCCAAUCACGGCGCGGACCAAGGCGGGGCACAUGAGGGUGUGCCCUCAAAGCUGGGCCGUUCAGGCACGCCGGCACAGCAAUCCCCCGCCAAGGGAGUUGUGGCGCCAGUUGGUGGUGUGCCCCUAAGCCGGCAAAACAGCGCAAACGGUGCGCCCAUGAGCCGCAGCAGCAGCCGAAAAGGGCGGCCGACUCGCGGUGGUUAACUUGUGUGUUUGCGGGGACUUUGUGUUUUUUUUUUUU
Lasiosphaeria miniovina is the source of this 2146-nucleotide messenger RNA. Its product is annotated as Sds3-like-domain-containing protein. The transcript is spliced from 2 exons. The record is from RefSeq and is a predicted model, not a curated record. Bases 418 to 2109 code for a protein of 563 amino acids. Gene Ontology annotation, biological process: negative regulation of transcription by RNA polymerase II. Gene Ontology annotation, molecular function: histone deacetylase binding. Gene Ontology annotation, cellular component: Sin3-type complex. NCBI's taxonomy places the organism in Eukaryota, Fungi, Ascomycota, Sordariomycetes, Sordariales, Lasiosphaeriaceae.